This is a messenger RNA of Osmia bicornis bicornis, 369 nucleotides long. Its product is annotated as vegetative cell wall protein gp1-like. The transcript has a single exon. The record is from RefSeq and is a predicted model, not a curated record. Lineage: Eukaryota; Metazoa; Arthropoda; Insecta; Hymenoptera; Megachilidae. The annotation marks the transcript as partial.
AUGGCCAGGGCAAGGGCCCUAGCCGGAAUCACCCGGAGGGCCACUCGACCGGCCAGGCCAACGCGACCAGCCAGGCCGACUCGGCCGGCCAGGCCGACUCGACCAGCCGCACCACCGCCAGCUCAGCCACCAGCAGCGCCGCCAACACCGUCCGUCGGCCCGACACCGGACCCACCCAGUGCAGCGGCCGCUUCAGCCGCACCACCGGCCACGCCAGCAGGCCCGCCGCCAGAACCACCGACGCCAGCCUGGACGCCACCGCCGCUCAUCUCUGAGCUUCCCGACCGGCCACACCGCCAACACCGGCAAACCCGCCGACCGAACAGCGGCCCAACAAGGCCGACAGCGACCCCCACGGGACCCGCUGCC